Lactuca saligna is the source of this 405-nucleotide messenger RNA. The record is from the annotation of a GenBank genome assembly. Lineage: Eukaryota; Viridiplantae; Streptophyta; Magnoliopsida; Asterales; Asteraceae.
AUGAAUAUGACGGACAUAAUAAGCAAUAAAGUUGGAGCCUUUGAUACUUACAAAGGUCUAAAAGCAGGAAAAGAUGGUGAUGAUGAUGAUACUUUGCCCAUCCUACCACUAGAGACUUCAGCGACAUCAGGUGGGAACGAUUUCCAGCAAGGAUCGACGGAAGGAAAAGAAAGGUUGGAGGAUAGAUUGUUCGGAAAAGAGGUGGCGGUGUUGCAUCCAUGGCCAACAGUGUCUGUCACCUUUGCAGCUACAUGUUUCAAUGGGUCACAUUUUCGUCCAUUGAUACCUUUGUUAGAAGCCAUGCUAAAGGAACUUGGUGCUAGCCUGCAUGAUAUGCUUAAUUUGAUCACAGUUAAAUACAUUGAGCAUAUCGAGAAGAAACACAGGGAACCCGAAGAAUGUUAG